AUGGCUUGGCGCUUUUGGACUGGCUGUUUCCUCCCGAAGCAGCGGUCAAGCUCACGCGCCUCGUCAUGUUCUUCAAUCACCAGAUAUCUCGCCGGCCGCAGACACUUCAUCGCGCCUCGUUCCAGUGGCAAGAAUUGCUGGGCCGUCUCAUCGUCUCGAUCAAACAUCUACGCUUGA
Dichomitus squalens LYAD-421 SS1 is the source of this 177-nucleotide messenger RNA. RefSeq lists its product as uncharacterized. The transcript is spliced from 2 exons. The record is from RefSeq and is a predicted model, not a curated record. The coding region runs from base 1 to 177 and encodes 58 amino acids. Lineage: Eukaryota; Fungi; Basidiomycota; Agaricomycetes; Polyporales; Polyporaceae.